Messenger RNA from Felis catus (domestic cat), 2416 nucleotides. RefSeq names its product membrane-spanning 4-domains subfamily A member 4A-like. Lineage: Eukaryota; Metazoa; Chordata; Mammalia; Carnivora; Felidae. The record is from RefSeq and is a predicted model, not a curated record. Gene Ontology annotation, cellular component: Golgi apparatus; membrane. The transcript is spliced from 9 exons. The coding region runs from base 1374 to 2174 and encodes 266 amino acids.
AAAUAAACAUUAAGAAAAAUUUUUUAAAAAUAACAUGAAACUAUAGAAAGAUGAAAAUACAUACACGAAACACAUUAGAAAUGUUAUGCGGAGAAAAGAAUAUGUCUCUUAAUUAACAGGAAUACAAAUAACCAUUAGCAGAACUGAUUUUCAAGCAUCAUUAUUUAAUAAAUAUUGUUUGAGGACCUUCUCUGUACCACACACUCUUAAGUGCUGCAAGUUCAGUGAUAAACACCAUACACAAGUCCCAGCUCUCAGGAAUUUGUGUUCUAGGAAGGAGAAACAAACAGACAUGUCAGAUUAUGGCAAACAAGUGCCAAGUGGAGAGUUACGAUGAAGCGUGUAGAGAACGAGGUGAAAUCGGUGGUCAGAAAACUAAGUUUUAUGUUGUUUUCUUCUCCAUCAUUCCUUCAAAAUUCUUGAAAUAAUGCCUUUCCAAUUCAAAAGUGCAUUUUAGAAGCUGUUUAAAGUGAUAAGAAGUUACCUAAAUUCUUUGAUCUUAAUGAUUUGGAUUCCAUGGAAGGAAUUUAGACCAAUGGUCCUGAAACCAAAGCACAUUAGAAUCACGUGAGAGUUGAAAAAUGCUCCAGUUUAAUUAAAAGAAAAAUACGCAUGUGUCUACUUCAUUCAAUAAGCUUUAACAAAGUUUUCUACCGUCUUGUGACUUGGAUUGUUCCUGUCAUGAACUUAGAUUCACUGCAGCUGUUUCCUGCGAACGCAAAAGGGUAACUUCAGCCAAGUUUCAUUUCCUACGAAGAUGAAGGCACAGAGCUGUGGACGGAUCUCUCGGCAGCUCGCUCACCGCAGGAGCUGCUGAGAAAUGCUGCCACAGUUAUAUAUACCAGGAGAGCUUCUAGACGUUUUAGGGCCAGCGACAUCUCUCCACCGUCCUCUCACCUGGUCCACAAAUCUGGUCUGACUGCUUUCCCUGUUGGUCGUUCCUAACCAAGCCGAGAACAUACCGGUGAAGAUCAAGGACGUUGUAAAAGCCUCUGUGAGUAAGCUGCGACUGCACAACUGAACCCCAGCUCUUGAGUAAACACAAGCGUCCCCGCUUUGCCGCGUCCUCUUCACCACUCACGAGGGACAGCAGGUCAAUGCAUCUGAACGCGGUAGACCCCACAAAGGCAGGGAUGUCUGUCUGUGCUGUUCACUGCCUAUGGCCUCAUCACGUAGAACAGGACACAUGGUGAGCACACAGUGAGAAGAUGGCAUCUGUGAACCAUCUGGCAUCCACCAGGCCUGAAUCUACUGGCCUCUUGAUCUUGGACUUCCAGCCACCAGAACUCUGAGGACUUUUUCUUGUUCGAGCCACCCAGGCCAUGAUAUUUUUGUUAUAGCAGCCUGAAGGUACCAAGACACUAGGCCAGGAAAUGUGGACCUUCCUUUACAGGUGGAUUAUUCUUACACCGGAGGGAAUGCAAUGGCCUCAUCAAAGACCCGAAGAAGAAUGUGAAAAAUCUUCUACUUUUCCAGAGGUCAGCUGUGAGGCCAGCCCCUUUUCUGCCGCCAUGGCAACCAUGCAAGGAAUGGAAGGGGCCAUAUCAGAGGCUGGUCCUGGUGGGGACCAGCCGGAGCAGCCCACUGUUAUCCAGUCAUAUCUGUGGAAAAGGAUGCCAGAGAAGUUUUUGAAGGGGGAGCCCAAAGUCCUUGGGGUCGUGCAGAUCCUGAUUGCCAUGACGAACCUCAGCCUGGAAAUAAUAAAGAUGAGUGCCGUAUUGCCACUUUCUGACAAACAUUCUGUUUCAGGGCUGGACGUGUACAUAAUUGGGAGGCCAGUGAUGUUUAUUAUUUCAGGGUCCUUGUCAGUUGUAGCAGGAAUUAAAACUACGAAAGGUCUGAUUCAAACUAGCCUAGGAUUAAACAUCUUCAGUUCUGUCUUGGCCGGAGUAGGGGUCCCCUUCACUAUCUCCUCUUUGGAAGACCUUCAAGCAGGUGUCUCUGCCUGCAUCUUUUAUCAGAGGUUGGAGAGUUGUUCCAUGGCCAUGGCCAUUUUACUGAGUCUGGAUGCUGUGGUGCUCCUUUUAACCGUGCUAGAGUUCUUCGUUGCUCUGACCCUAUCUGCCUUUGGAUGCAAAGUCACCUGUUGUCAUCCUGGCGGGGUUGUGUUGAUUCUGCCAUCGAAUCCUCAUGUGGCGGAAACAGCAUCUCCCACACCAUUUACAGAGGUCUGAUGUCACCAACAGAUCAACAGCAAAAUGUUCCAGAAAACCUAUCCUGCCAGUUGGGCAAGGACACCACUUGGGGAAGUACCAGAAUCCAACUCUGACAUAUAUAUACAUAUAUAUGAUAUAUAUGUAUAUAUAUAUUUCAGAAUCAUGUUCUCAUUUUCCCCCAAGACCUCAACAACUCAUUUACUGGCUCUUUAUCAACAAUAGCAGAAAUUAAAUAAAUAAAUCAUGCAUUUAAUGAGUCA